UUCGUCUUGCCGUUCUCUUCAUCUUUCCUUUAACCUUCUGUCUCUCCCCCCUGCCCCAUCCUCCCUUCUGCAGCAUGUCUACACCAGUCUCUCCAUCUCCCUCUCUUUCCCCACUGUCCCUGUCCUCUCCUUCUCCCUCCUCGUCUCCUCUGCCCUCUCCCCUCUCUCCUCCACCCAGGCUUCCAGUCUUCCAGAGGAAAGGAGCACUCAAGCACAAGCGGAUUGUAGAAGUGAAAGACCAUCAGUUUACAGCCCGCUUCUUCAAACAGCCCACCUUCUGCAGCCACUGCACAGACUUCAUAUGGGGAAUAGGAAAGCAAGGGUUCCAAUGCCAAGUUUGCAGUUUUGUGGUGCACAAACGCUGUCACGAGUUUGUCACUUUUACAUGUCCAGGAAGCAUCACUGCACCUAAAGCAGAGGAUCUGAAGAGUAAACACAAGUUUAAGAUUCAAACUUACUCCAGUCCAACCUUCUGCGAUCACUGUGGUUCUCUGCUUUAUGGCCUCAUUCACCAGGGCAUGAGAUGCACCAGCUGCGAGAUGAACGUUCAUAAGCGAUGUGAGAACAGUGUACCCAGUCUAUGUGGGCAUGACCACACUGAGAAAAGAGGACGGAUCCACCUGAGUGUACGUGGAGAGAAGGAGGAUAUCUAUGUCACAGUACAUGAAGCAAGGAACCUGAUUCCCAUGGACCCCAAUGGCUUGUCUGACCCCUAUGUGAAGCUUAAACUUAUUCCAGACCCCAAAAGCCACAGCAAACAGAAAACCAAGACGAUUCGUUCCACUCUAAACCCUGUCUUUAAUGAAAGUUUUGUCUUUUCAGUGAGAGGCAGGCAGUGGGAUAGGCGCUUAUCUAUAGAGGUAUGGGACUGGGAUCGUACGUCUCGAAAUGACUUCAUGGGAGCUCUCAGUUUUGGAGUGAGUGAGAUAUUUCGUCGUCCUGUUAGCGGCUGGUUUAAACUGCUGAACCAGGAUGAGGGAGAGUACUACAAUAUCCCUGUACCUGACCCAGACUUACAGGAGCCAGACUCUGUUGUCUCUCCCUCUCUUCCUCCUGCUCCUGUUACUGUGCCCACACCUGUGCCUGCUGUCACACCACCUGUUGUGAGUCCUGCACCCACCAGCUUACCAGUGGGAAAGGGCCGGGUUGGACUCCAUGACUUCAACUUCCUUAUGGUGCUAGGGAAGGGCAGCUUUGGCAAGGUGAUGCUGGCAGAGGAACGAUGUAGCGACCGCUUGUUUGCAGUGAAGGUACUGAAGAAAGAUGUGCUGUUUCAGGACGAGGACACAGAGAGCGCCAUGGUGGAGCGGAGAGUUCUGGGAUUGGGCAGCCGACCUCACUUCCUCACGUCUCUCUUUUGCGCUUUCCAGACUGAGGAUCGUCUGUACUAUGUAAUGGAAUAUGUGAAUGGUGGAGAUCUCAUGUUUCAUAUUCAGAUUGUUGGGAAAUUUAAAGAGCCGCAUGCCGCAUUUUAUGCAGCAGAGAUAGCUGUGGGCCUCUUCUUCCUGCACAGCAAAGGCAUCAUCUAUAGAGAUCUCAAACUGGAUAAUGUGCUGUUAGACAGUGAGGGCCACAUAAAGAUUGCUGAUUUCGGGAUGUGCAGGGAAGGCAUGAUGGAGGGAGACACCACACGGACAUUCUGUGGCACUCCGGACUACAUUGCUCCUGAGAUUGUAGCAUAUCAGCCAUAUGGUAAAGCAGUAGACUGGUGGUCAUAUGGGGUUCUCCUUUAUGAGAUGCUGGCUGGCCAGCCUCCAUUUGAUGGGAUCGAUGAAGAGGAAUUGUUUCAGUCCAUCAUGGAGCAAAGUGUAUCGUAUCCCAAGACUCUGUCUCGUGAGGCUGUUGCCAUUUGCAAAGGGCUCUUGACCAAGAAUCCAACGAAGCGUCUUGGUGGGGGAGAGGAUGCAGAGAGAGAGAUACGUGAGCAUCCUUUCUUCCGUUGGAUAGACUGGGACAGACUGGAGAGACUUGAAAUUCAGCCACCGUUCAAGCCCAGGCCUGGAGGGAAAAAAGGAGAAAAUUUUGACAAGUUUUUCACGGCUGCCUCUGCAGCCCUGACUCCCUCUGAUCCAGAUGUUCUCGCAGCUGUCAAUCAGGAAGAUUUCCAGGGCUUUACCUACAUAAACUCUGAUUUCCCAUCCACCCCUCUUACUGCUGUCUGAGAUCACACAUCCCAAACAAACAAUGCGUCUAUUUGAACUAACAGCUCUUUAUGAUUUUCCUACGUCCCAGAAUUCUCUCUUCUCCAAAAGUCAUAAAUUGUGCAGUGUUUUCCAGUGACUAUUAAUCAAAAUAGAUAUUUUACUAACACACUAGCGUACAGUACCCUGUACAGACUCCCUCUAGAAACUAGAUCUAAACAUUACACGUAGGCAUGUCUCAGAUUCUCUUUGAGAGAUGACAAAAAAGAAAGGAAAUUCAUGAGUCUGAUGAAUUCUCUACACUGUAAUCUCCACAUAGGCCCUCUAGUGGUAUAGACAGAAGUGAUUAUAUUAUCAGAUUGCAUGAUAGAGCGCUCUAAAUGUACUGUAUCAUCACACUCUCCAGUGCUGUUUGCAAUCCUCUCUAGAUCCUAAACCAGCUUUUUUUUGCAUGUGACAAAACCCAAUAGUCUUAUUUUUGAUACUGGCCAUGCAACCCAUAUUCCUGACCCAUAAUAUGAGUAAAGCAUUAACUUAUUCUCAUCAGCUCAUUACUUAGACAGUAGUCUGUAACCAAGCAUAAUUGAUCCUUGGAGCUGAAGGGAUUAAAUGCAUGUCAUCGAUUUAAUAUUCUUAUAAGGUUGCUGAUGUUUAUAGCUGGUGUGGUGCCUUAUUAUAUAUCUUACAUUCCUCUAUACCUCCUUCAUCACUUUAGUUUCCUGUUCUUCCUAAUUUUACUCGUUUAUCAAGCUGGAUAUGAACGAGUGAGUGUACAUUUAUACAUAAGAAGACUCACAGAUGUUAACCUCGAUUGCUCAGCUUCGAAUCUUAUCAUUCCGGACAAGUUGCUGUAUUUUUAUGUAUAUACGGAAUAUAAAUGUAUAUAUAAUAAAUAUAUAAUCAUUUAAAUAUAGAUAAAAUGCUACUGUAGGAAAAAUGUGCUGGUCUCAACAGAUGGUUGCUGAAAGCCAAGAUGUUGCAAACAGCAGAAUUUAUAUUACAGGAAGAGUUUGGUUUGUGUUUCUAAUUGUCAUACCAUAAGGCAUCACACAAGCUAUUCUCCAUGAUCCAGCCUUCAUGAAUUCCAGUCAUUAGAGUGUAGUAUGUCUUAAUUAAUUUCCUAGAAAGCCGUAUCCUCCAUCAUGCAACCCCUUCUUAAAUCUUAAAUACCUUUUUUAUCCGCCGAGUGAAAUACUGUAUUGUAUAUAAGAAUACAUCUCUUAGCACGGAGAUCAAACAUCUAACGUAAUAGAAUACUGAAUAAUGUUAUACUGUAUCUGGAAAUGAAUUUUCACAGCAACUGGAAAUCCUUGGAACUGGAAUAUCCUGUUUAGGUCACUAUUUAAGUUAAUAGCUACUAUUUUAUUUUCAUGUGGAGAAUACUAGUUACAGAUCUUCAUGGCAUGUUGAUGUCUGAAUCUGAUGACUUUCUUUUCUUUCACAGUAGUUUAGACAAAGAAUUUCUCAACUCAUUGUAUAAUGACUGUAUCACGUCAUCUUAUAUCGUCUUUAACUUACCCUAACUGAUAAGAAGGUAUCGAAUGUAUUGUGGUGUGCAAAUAUAACGACAACAGAUACAACAGAUGCCUAUUGAUGAUCCAGUUUUACUGUAUCUUUAGAUUUUUUUCUGUCAUGCAAGAAAAUAUAUGUAUAUGACCGCACGAUUUCAAGUGUAUAUGCUUAAGGAAUCUGUAUAUGCAGGAAAAAUAUUAAAAUACAUAAUUGCUUUGAAGUGAUGCUUGUUCGAAAAGUUUGGAAAGUGUAAAGAAUUCUAGUUAAUUCUAGUAAAAUCCACAAAUACAGUAGUGAAUAGUCACAAGAGUCAGUUUAUUCUGAAAGCUGGUGAUAAGUUGUGUAUAAAUCUGCAACGGGCUUAUGAGAGAAGAAGCAAAGUUCAAUCAGUAAGACUUUCAAAAAAUAUCAUCACCAUCUUUGUAGGUCAUAAUAAGCUCUGGUGAUUAUACCGUAUGUAGCUAAAUACUGUAGGUAGCCUUUUCCUGAGUCUAGCCAUCAACAUAGCGCUAUAAUUUUCAGUAUGGCUCUGACUAUGGCGUUGGAUAUAGAGCGCAAUCACAGAUUUAUAUUAAAGU
Tachysurus fulvidraco (yellow catfish) is the source of this 4231-nucleotide messenger RNA. It is a transcript of the gene prkcg, whose product is annotated as protein kinase C, gamma. Lineage: Eukaryota; Metazoa; Chordata; Actinopteri; Siluriformes; Bagridae. Gene Ontology annotation, biological process: protein phosphorylation. The record is from RefSeq and is a predicted model, not a curated record. The transcript has 16 exons. Bases 75 to 2162 code for a protein of 695 amino acids. Gene Ontology annotation, molecular function: ATP binding; diacylglycerol-dependent serine/threonine kinase activity; zinc ion binding.